CUUUGAACUCGGUACCUGCUGCCAACACAUUAUCGUUCGUUGUGUAUGUUCUGUUAAAGUUGAAUGUUGUGCAUCAUUGCAGGUUUGCGGCGCGAAAUAUAAUUUUGUCAAAACGAAAUAUUAAUAACUAAUAGGAAAUGUUUAAGUGACCAACAUAAACAUACAGUAUUCUAUUAGCAUAUAAACUUUUAAUAGGCACGUCAAGCCGAAGUUUUUAGUAACUUUCUGAAUUUGUGUAAUGUUUAAAGUGAAGUGUUCGAUUUGCACGUGAACUGAAAACACUGGAUUCGUAAUAAACUUGAAUAGAAAAAAUUUAAAAGUAGUGCAAAAACGAAGAUUUCAAGAUGAGUUUCAAUAAGAAUAACCCCAAUCCCUACCAGCAAAUAAUGGGAUACAUAAAGCAGAUUUCCACUGAAAUGGGUGGAAGUGAGCAAAAUCGGCGGGGGCAAGGCGACGAGGAACGAUUGUAUCGUUCCCGUGGCCCUAAAUACGCAAGAGUACCAUCACGCCCAACGCUUUCUGCUUCCACUACUAGUACUUCACUUGCAACCUCAUGUGGCUCGCAAGGAACGCUCGCUCCGAACUACGCAACAAUUCCUGAGAAUACUACAGAAAGUAGUAGCGAAGAAGAAGAUUCCUUUGAGGCUACUCGUCGUCACUUUCAACAAUUACGACAAAUCAGCUUAGGAAACGAGUUUAAAUAUAAAAUGGAAAUGGAAAUUAAGGACGAAAAUUUAAGAAAUUCUAUCCCAUAUGUGAAGCAGCUUAGCAUAAACAGCAAUAAAGUUAAAAAUGAUCAUACUAUCAAUGGGGAUGAUGUGUCUCGACCUACAACAAAGCGAUUAUUUCUUUGGACACAGGUAAGCAUUUCAUCUCUUUUUUCCCUUUUUUCUUUGAUAGUUGGGUUCUCAUCCGGUUACACUUCUCCUGCACUUACGAACAUUAACGGAACAUUUAACAUAACAAUUGAGGAGAAAAGCUGGGUAGGUGGAUUAAUGCCACUAGCUGCUUUAGUAGGCGGCAUAUCAGGAGGUCCACUCAUUGAAUACCUAGGAAGACGUAUGGUAAUAACAGGUACUGCUAUACCAUUCUUCAUCGGUUGGAUGCUGAUCGCUAACGCAUAUACUGUCUCUAUGGUGCUCGUUGGUCGAGCACUGGGCGGCAUCUGCGUGGGAAUAGUAUCUCUUGCAUUUCCUGUAUAUCUUGGAGAGGUGUUGCAACCUGAAGUUAGAGGAGCACUAGGAUUACUGCCCACAGCUUUCGGUAACACAGGAAUUUUGUUGGCAUACAUCGUUGGCAGCUACUUAGACUGGUCAAAUUUGGCAUUCUUUGGCGCAGCGCUACCUAUUCCAUUUUUCUUGCUAAUGCUCUUGACCCCAGAGACACCAUGUUGGUAUGUUACGAAAGGACGCGUAGAAGACGCGCGUAAGACUCUUCAAUGGUUAAGGGGUAAAAAUACAAAUAUUGACAAAGAAAUGCGAGAUCUUACACGACUUCAAGCAGAUUCGAAUCUUGUACGGGGUAACGUAUUCGGACAGCUUUUUAACAAAAGAUUUAUACCCGCUGUCCUAAUAUCGCUGGGAUUGAUGGUUUUUCAACAAUUUAGUGGGAUUAACGCAGUCAUAUUUUAUGCUGAAACCAUUUUCCAAAUGUCUGGAAGCAGUAUUGAUAAGAACUUAUCAAGUAUCAUCAUUGGCCUCGUAAACUUCAUAUCAACGUUUAUAGCAACAGCUCUUAUAGAUCGACUGGGAAGAAAAAUUUUAUUAUAUAUUUCAUCAAUAUCAAUGAUUAUAACUUUAAUAACAUUAGGAUCUUAUUGUUAUGUCAAGGUUACUGGAGUAGAUGUUACAGCAUAUGGGUGGUUGCCACUAGCCUGCCUUGUUAUAUACGUGCUAGGCUUUUCAAUUGGUUUUGGUCCAAUUCCAUGGCUCAUGCUAGGCGAAAUUUUACCGUCGAAAAUACGUAGUACUGCUGCAGCUCUGGCAACUGGUUUAAAUUGGACAUGUGCCUUUAUUGUCACUAAAACCUUUCACAGUAUUAGCCAAGCUAUUGACAUGCAUGGCACCCUGUGGAUGUUUGCUGUCAUAUGUUUAAUAGGUCUAUUUUUCGUUAUAUUCUUUGUACCCGAAACACGUGGUAAAAGUUUGGAGGAAAUUGAAUUAAAACUUACAGGCGGUGGUAGGAGAAUACGAAAUAUAAGUACUGUAAAAUCAGGUCAAAAUGGCUGUUAACUUUCAAUAUUAUUUAAUAAAUAUAUUGAUUGUGGAUACUGUAAUUGUAAUAGUCUGUAUAUAAUAUUAUCAAUGAUGACAUUGGGCCAGUUCUCUUUAUAUGGAUGGUAUGAUAUUAUCAUAUUAUAUGCAUUUUGUGAUCGGUGAUGUAGUAAUGGGUACUGCUAGUAUGUAAAUACAUAUAAUGCACAUUCCAGAAUGAAGAGGCUGCGUAAAAGCUGUGCUGUUUUAGUCUUAUAAGAGUGAAUCGCAAUUAGGUAAAACACUGCCGGCCAGUGUUUACAUAAUAAAGACUGAUAUGGAUUGAAUGAAUUCUCUAGUUGUAAAUAUAGUGUAUAGAAAUAUAGGUAUUUAACGUUGUAAAAUAUGAUAAAUAAUGGUUCCUUCAAAUAUAUUCAUAUUUUUUUAAAUAUUUUCUUUAGUAGUAUGGUUAUGGCCACAAAAAUGAGGCAAAUUCAAACAAUACAAAAGUACAGAAUAUUGCACCAAAGUAAUAUAUUGUGAUCAUUUCAUGUGGCCAUUUUCAUCUGUUUGGACGGACUUUUACUGCGGGA
Messenger RNA from Achroia grisella, 2785 nucleotides. Its product is annotated as facilitated trehalose transporter Tret1-like. NCBI's taxonomy places the organism in Eukaryota, Metazoa, Arthropoda, Insecta, Lepidoptera, Pyralidae. Bases 345 to 2231 code for a protein of 628 amino acids. Gene Ontology annotation, biological process: transmembrane transport; carbohydrate transport. The transcript has 4 exons. Gene Ontology annotation, molecular function: sugar transmembrane transporter activity. Gene Ontology annotation, cellular component: membrane. The record is from RefSeq and is a predicted model, not a curated record.